Phyllostomus hastatus (greater spear-nosed bat) is the source of this 4275-nucleotide messenger RNA. RefSeq names its product WD repeat domain 82 (gene WDR82). NCBI's taxonomy places the organism in Eukaryota, Metazoa, Chordata, Mammalia, Chiroptera, Phyllostomidae. Bases 318 to 1259 code for a protein of 313 amino acids. The transcript has 9 exons. Gene Ontology annotation, molecular function: protein binding; chromatin binding. Gene Ontology annotation, cellular component: Set1C/COMPASS complex. The record is from RefSeq and is a predicted model, not a curated record.
GUCCCUCGCCCUCGGCUUCAGCCCGUCGCCCCAAGAUGGCGGACACAAUGAGCUGAUAUCGCGCCGGUUGCCCGUGAGCCUACCGUGAGGAGAAAUGGUCGGCAAGGCCUUCACAGUCUAGGCAGGAGAACGUUGCACGAACAGGAGGAGGGAGAGGAGAAGGCGGCCCGACUGUCGGCCGCCCUCCCGUUCACCGCUAGUGCGGCACCCGCUCCUUCUGGGUCGGCCCCUCGGCAGCCCGCCCGCUCGUUCGCCCGCUCGUCGCGGGGCUCCGCCCCGGCCCUGCUCCGCUGCUGCCUCCUCCAGCAGCCGCCGCCAUGAAGCUGACAGACGGCGUGCUGCGGAGCUUCCGCGUCGCCAAGGUGUUCCGUGAGAACUCGGACAAGAUUAACUGCUUCGACUUCAGCCCUAACGGCGAGACGGUCAUCUCAAGCAGCGACGACGACUCCAUCGUGCUCUAUGAUUGCCAGGAGGGCAAACCAAAGAGAACCCUGUACAGUAAGAAAUAUGGCGUGGACCUCAUCAGAUACACUCAUGCAGCAAACACAGUCGUUUACAGCUCUAACAAAAUAGACGAUACUAUUCGUUACCUGUCUUUGCAUGACAACAAAUACAUCAGAUAUUUUCCUGGACAUAGCAAAAGGGUGGUGGCCUUGUCCAUGUCACCUGUGGAUGACACUUUCAUUUCUGGGUCUCUUGAUAAGACCAUUCGACUCUGGGAUCUCCGAUCUCCUAACUGCCAGGGCCUCAUGCAUUUACAAGGCAAACCAGUUUGUUCUUUUGAUCCAGAAGGGUUAAUUUUUGCUGCAGGUGUCAAUUCUGAAAUGGUCAAACUUUAUGACCUUCGCUCUUUUGAUAAGGGGCCAUUUGCAACGUUUAAGAUGCAGUAUGAUCGGACUUGUGAGUGGACAGGACUUAAAUUCAGCAAUGAUGGCAAACUCAUCCUCAUCUCCACCAACGGCAGCUUUAUCCGUCUCAUCGAUGCAUUUAAGGGAGUGGUGAUGCACACGUUUGGGGGUUAUGCCAACAGCAAAGCUGUCACAUUGGAGGCCUCAUUUACGCCAGACUCCCAGUUUAUUAUGAUCGGUUCAGAGGAUGGCAAGAUCCAUGUCUGGAAUGGAGAGAGUGGUAUAAAAGUAGCUGUGUUGGAUGGCAAACAUACAGGCCCCAUUACCUGUUUACAGUUCAACCCCAAGUUCAUGACCUUCGCCAGUGCAUGUUCCAACAUGGCCUUCUGGUUGCCCACCAUUGAUGACUGACCCUGAUGCUGUUCUGCUGUUCCUGUACAGUGAGGGUGGCCAGCAGGAAAAGAACCAGACUGAGAUAAUAGUGCUGUUGGAUCAUUUCACUGGGCUGGAGAGCAUCCUUCGACAUGGCCUUCCCAUGGAUGUGCUGUACCUCUGCUCAAAAGAAAAAAUACUUUGCCAAGCUUCUUCAAAAGGAUUCUUGGUGCAGCAUUUUUAAUUGGGACAGAUUUUCUAGUUGUCAACUGCACCGAGCUCCUCCAGAGGAAUGACCAGACUCAUGAUUAGGGUAUAGUGAGGCCUUUAAGGCACCUUCAGUUUUGAAUGUAUUUGCUGCUGAGGAGCCGGUAAAGUUAUUAAUUCUGCACAUCCCUUCUCCCACCCCUGUAAAUGCAUGGGAAGCCACAGUUCUGUUUUUGAAAUGCUAGAGCAGCUCAGUGCCCCUUGCCCUUACUCUGCAUGUCUUGUUCUUGGGUUUCUCUGUGUCAUUGUGGUAUAACCCACAACCAUCAUGUUACUUAGGUGCCAAACAUUUACAGAAGUAAGUCUUCAUGUAUCUUGGGGUCAAAAAGGGACAGAUGCAGAAAGAUCUUGCUUGCCAGGAAGCCUUGCAAGUUAGUCAUUUGAGUGUGGGUGAUCUAGACAUGCCUCAGGCUCUGGGUUUUGGGUGGGAAAAGGCUCAAGAGUUUGAAAGGGAGGGACAGGUAGCAGAUGAGCUCCUAGGGCUGGGGUGUUUAGCAGUAACCUAGUGUGGUCUCUUUUCAUCAAGACAAAUCGAUAGUGGUCCUGGGUGCCUACCCGGUGUGGUGGUGUACAAAAGCAAGGUGGGAGUCUAUUUUUGUACAAGAUACAUCACACUUUCCUGUGGGCCAGUAUUGUGGAGUGAGUCUGAGUUGUUUACACUGAUGCCUUCCCUGCCCACCACAAAUUGUGUACAUAGUCCCCUGAUGAUACCACCCCCUUCCCCAGCCCCCAACCAUGAGCUGGCUCUAGGCCUGUGUUAUAUGUUAUGUUUAGUAUUUUUAUAUACGACCUGGGAUUUCUGUUGUUUGUAUUUUAGCACAGUGUGUACGCCAUCAUUUAAAUAUAUCUGUGUAUGUGCAUACAUAUAUAUGUGUGUAUGCACAUAUAUAUAUAUAUGCAUUUAUAAUAUGCAUAUAUAUAUAUAUAUAUAAAAUACCUGUUGUUUUCAGAGAUUAGCUGAAGGACAUGGAGUUCUGCAGCCCGGGGGAAAGACUGUGUUCUUGCUAAUAGUGUUUGCCACAAGUGUUAGUAAGUCUUCCCUAUUACAUUUCUUUUUUUCCUUCAGGAGACUGAAUGAAGCAAAGCUUCAAGUGUUUGCUAAUCCCACGGCAGCUAAGUGAGGGUCUUGGGAUGACUCUCGUGUUCCUUAAGCCGCACUUUGGGGCCCUCUGUGCAGUAUUAGCCCCUCUUUUGCUUGGUGAUGCUCUGUCUGCACCUAUAUAUGUGUGACAGUCACUUUUGCAUGCCUUCUGUGUCUGGCUUACAGUAUUUGGGGACAGAAUGCUGGAACCAGGCCAUUUUCAGUUUGUCUGAGGCUUCUUUACCAAUUAUAGGUCACUUCUGUUUACCUCUUAUGUCUGCUUUCUUCUUUUCUUUGCCUUCUCCUGGGAGAGGGGUGGGUCCUGAUCAGGGUUGAGUUGAGCUAUGGCUGGCUUAUGGCUUUUUCCUCCCCUGCAUGGCCUUCUUAGAGCAGGAUGAAUUGCAUGUCUUUUCACUAAAUUCCCAAACGUUUAAGCAGGUUCCCUGCACAUCCAGAAACAGCCUAAACAAGGUUAUAACUUGUCUAAGAGGACUUGCCCAAGUGCAUAGCUGCUAGGGGGAAAGCAAGCCAUUACUGCCUCUGUUCAGCAGCAGGAAUAGGCCAUUGAUUGCAAGCAAUUACUGUUUUGUUUUAGUAAUUACUUUUUAUUUUUAAUCCUCAUCCAAGGAUAUGUUUAUUGAUUUUAGAGAGAGGAAAGGAGAAAGAGAAACAUUGAUUUGUUGCCUGUAGGUGCCCUGACUGAGGAUCAAACCCACAAUCUGACCAGGGAUUGAACCUACAACCUUUUGGUGUAUGGGAUGAUGCUCCAACCAACUGAGCCACCUGGCAAAGGCAGCCAUUAUUUUUUGACUUCUUCCUCAAACUUGAAGGUCAAGGGGCAUGUAUGCAUCUUUCCCAACAUGACUAGAACCUGUAGCUUCUGUGAUAUCCACUGUUUAUAGCUCUGCCAUCUCAGAGUAGGGGGACUUGUAGAAACCAACUAGUCUGAGCUGUUAACUCGCACUCCUGGCUUUCCAGGGUAGAAAAUUCAUGGUAGGAAAACUGUUUAGAGUACUUGGAACUGAGUUAACAAGAAAACCUGCUUAAUUAACAUCUAUAAUGAGGGCAGCCACCAAGCAUGACUUGUCUGUUAGCAAGAAAAUGAUUUGUAUUUAGCUGUUUGUCCAAAGCUGAGAUACCACGUCCUUUAAAAAUGUGCACUGCACGACCUCUGUUUAUGGGGACCCGUGGCUGCAGAGUUGGGAAGGAAAGGGAAAAGAUGCAGCUGGAAGUGACUGGAGAUGAUGUGUGGUGGGAAUGUCAGAAUAAAGGGAGAAAAAAGGCUGUGGGCCAGAGAGGCUGAGGGCUGGGGCUGCAAGGAUGCUCUCAGUGGGAGCCAGAGGUGCUUGAGUGCUCGGUGGGAAGGAACUCACCACUCCAGUCAGGGCCAAAGCCACCGACUUGUAUGUGACAGUAACACUGCACUACUCAGCCAUCAGCCAGUGGGUUAUUUUUUUAAGGAAAAACUUCCCUGUUGCAAUUAUAAUUAAUGCUUAUUAAAAGAAAAUUUGAGAAUUUUAAAAAGAAUCAGUUUGCCACCCAAAUGCUACCACUGUUAAUCUUUUGGUGUUAAAUGUUCCUCUAGACACUUCUGUGUGUAGAUUUCUGGUGUGUUUACAUAGUUGUUAUUCUACUGUAUAUACAAUUUUAUGUUCCUUUUGUACUUAACAUAAACAUUUUUUUCCAUGUUAUCUGUCUUAAACAGAA